Manduca sexta (tobacco hornworm) is the source of this 2742-nucleotide messenger RNA. RefSeq names its product general transcription factor 3C polypeptide 3. Gene Ontology annotation, biological process: transcription by RNA polymerase III. The record is from RefSeq and is a predicted model, not a curated record. Bases 256 to 2679 code for a protein of 807 amino acids. Gene Ontology annotation, molecular function: protein binding. NCBI's taxonomy places the organism in Eukaryota, Metazoa, Arthropoda, Insecta, Lepidoptera, Sphingidae. The transcript has a single exon. Gene Ontology annotation, cellular component: transcription factor TFIIIC complex.
UGAAAGUCAUUUUAGGUUAUUUCAUAUUUGUUAUUUUCUACCGAUUUGUAAAAAAAAUUUUACGGACAUUAUAAUAGAUUUUCAGCUUUUUAUGUUUUGAAUCUCCUAUUAUUACUCGGCAUUGGCAAAAUUACCGAUAAAACACUACGGUGGCAGCCGUAAUAUAAAAGAAGACUAAAUAUUUUUACUUUUAAUAUACAAUACAUGAGUUAUUUUAAAUUAUUCAUUGUAAGUACAUGAGUUUAGUUAAUCAUCAUGGAUGACACGCCAAGUGAACCUUCUUUCUCGGGUAUGAAAAUUGGAGAAAUGGACAGGGAGAAGGACUUGACGAGCAAAUUCUUAAGUGGUGAGAUGUCGUUUGCGGAUUAUUCCAACGAAUGGUACGACCAGGAUGAUGAGGAAGAUAUCGAUGACGUGGAUAGAGAAGAUUUGGAAUCUAAUAUUCUUAUGCCCACUAAGCAAAGAGGCUUGAAAAGACGUCGUCGAUGCUUGCAGCUAUCGCCAGCUUUACUCGGACUCAUGGGUGAAGCCAAUCUUCGCUUCGUCAGAGGUGAUAAAGAGACCGCUGAAAAAAUGUGUCACGAAGUAAUUAAACUUGCGCCCAUCGCUCCAGAACCGUACCAAACGCUGGCACAGAUACACGAAAAUGAUGUGGAAAAGGCAUUACAGUUUUCAUUGUUAGCUGCUUAUUUAAGUCCUUAUGAUGCCAAUGAGUGGUUACGUCUAGCUGCAAUUUCGAAACAAAGAAAUGAUGUAAAACAAGAAAUGAUUUGUUAUACACAAGCUAUAACUGCAGAUCCACACAAUAUAGAUACACACAUGAAGCGGAUUGAGCUACUGUCUAAACUAGAAGAAAUUAAAUAUCCAGUGCAUAAUUUAAAGGUCACUAAAGUCCGAUGUUAUCAUAGAAUAGUGAAUUGCCUGCCUCCAUCUCAGAGUGAAACAAUCUUGAAAUAUGCGAAACUGGCUGCAACUAUAUAUCAUAGCAAUAAUGAAUCUGAAAGGGUAUUAGAAGUUAUGACAACAGCUUACAAAAAAUGUGCCUCAGCUUUCACCAUGGAAGAUAUUAAUAUAUUUCUUGAAAUUUUAAUUGCACAAAAAAAGUUUCAAACUUGUUUAGAGAUAUUUGUAGCUGAUGUGGGUGUUGAGAUUGAAGCAGAAAUACAAACAAUAAAAAAUCCUGAUGGUUCCAUACAUGAGCAUACAAAUUAUGUAAAAUGUUCUAUUCCCAAUGGUUUACCUAUUGACCUGAAAAGUAAACUAUUGGUAUGUUUCAUAUAUUUGGAAGCCACAAAUUUAGUUAAAACACUGCUAGAUGAUUUUUUGUCUAAUGAUGUGGAAAAAACUGGAGAUUUAUACAUGGAUAUAGAAGAAGCUCUCUCUGCAGUUGGCCACCAUGAAAUGGCAAUGCAACUCUUAGACCCAUUGGUUCAAAACAACAGUUUUGAUCUUGGUGCUGUGUGGCUGAAACAUGCAGAAUGUUUAUAUAAUUUAGGUAGGGAAGAUGAUGCUAUUGAAUCAUAUUAUAAAGUAUUGAAGCAUGCACCACGUCAUGCUGAGGCACAUAAAAGAUUAUUUGAGAUACUUGAGAAAAAAGGUCGCAUUGAUGAAGCAUUGAAGACUCUGCAACAAGACUAUAGAGAUGUGGUCAGUGCAAAAUUGUUGCAUGAUCAAUGUGUAGCAUUGAAAAAGUAUAACAGGAUGUUAAAAUAUUUAGAAGUUGGUGAAGCAUUGUUGUCAAAAACCUUUGUUAAAUUCAGACGUCCAGAAGAAUUUAGCUUAGCAUAUAAUAAACCUAAGGCUGGUAUUGAUUUGAUUUAUGAGUUUCGCACCAUGCGUGGUGAAAAACCCUAUCAUGAAGAUGAUCUUCAUUUUGAUGAGGAAGAAAAUUUCAAAUUGUCCUCCCAGGAAGAAUGGAGCUUGUUUGUAGAGUUAUUGAACAUUGCUUGUGAACAUAAACAGUAUUUUACAAUGCAGCGAUUAGCAUUUGGUGGUAUAAUGUCAAAGAACAUAUUAUCCCAUCGCUUAGAAAUUGAAUUCUUUUGUCUGCAGGCUUGUCUUAUCCGAAAUGAUUACCAAAAUGCAUUCAGAUUUAUAAGAGAAUUUGCUCAAAAAUAUCCUGGGCCUCGUAGUUGGAACCUAUUAAAUCUUGUAAUUAAUUCUGUAGAAGAGAACACUCAUUCAAAAUUUUUGUCAAGAUUAUUUCAAAAGGAUUACCAUGUGGUUAAAAGUUUGUUUCUUGGGAAUAAUUUUUUAGCUUCAGGAAGAUAUUUAGUGGCAUUGAAAUAUUUUUUAGAAUACCAUGACCAAUGUCGAGAACCGCUAUCAGCAUUAUUGAUUGCUAUUACAAUUUUGGUCAUGGCAGCACAAAGAACAUUUGAUAAACAUCAUAAUUUAAUUUUACAAGGAAUGUCUUACUUAAUGACAUAUAAGAAAUUAAGGCGCUGCGACCAAGAAACAUAUUACAACAUGGGAAGAGCCUUUCAAAUGUUUAGUAUCAAUAAUUUGGCUAUAGAAUAUUAUGAAAGGGCUUUGGCUUGCACAUCAGUUACAGUUUGUGAUAAACAUGGCUGUGUUGAUUUGACCAGAGAGACUGCUUUUAACUUGUAUAUUCUGUACAAGGACCAUGCUCCUGACAUUGCUAGGAAAUACAUUCUCAAAUACCUUGUGAUAGAAUAAGUAAUUAGUAUAAUGAUCAUUAUAAUAUUUUUAGUCUAAGCCAAUAAAAAGUUGUUGUUUAUA